Vespa mandarinia (Asian giant hornet) is the source of this 922-nucleotide messenger RNA. RefSeq lists its product as uncharacterized. The record is from RefSeq and is a predicted model, not a curated record. Gene Ontology annotation, cellular component: plasma membrane. Gene Ontology annotation, biological process: triglyceride biosynthetic process. NCBI's taxonomy places the organism in Eukaryota, Metazoa, Arthropoda, Insecta, Hymenoptera, Vespidae.
AUUCAUAUUGAUUAUUUUGUUUCUUGUACGUCGAUUAGUACGUCCAUUUAUUUAUUAUUGACAGUCUGAUAAUUUGAAAAAGGUUAAAUAUGGGAGGGAUUAUUCAACAUUCUACUAACGUAUUAAGAAGUAUUUGAUAAAGAAUUUAGCAGAACAAAGAUUCGAAGUUUAUUUGAGACCGUAGAUCAAUUAGAAGCGAGUUUAACAUUUUCCCGUAUUUUGGAAUCGGAACAAUGGCUACGAUAUUCCGCUUUAAAAGCGCAAAAAGUUGCUAUGAUCGAUGAUCUCAGGAAAGCUAAUAAACUGAAUAAAAAUAUGUUGAAUUUAUUCAGACAAAGUGUAACGGAUGUACGUAUUGGAAAUACGGAUACCUUACCGGAACCCUUGAAAAGAGAAGUACAACGGAUUUGGCACAGAAAGUACGAUGAUCUGUUGAAGCAAAACGAACGACUAAAGAAAGAAAUCAAUACAGUGAAUGCGCACGUCGAAGAGAGAAAUAAACAGAUAGAUAUACUUGAACGAAGGUUAUUGAAUAUGGCUGAAAAUUUAAUAGAACGCGAAGAAGCGAUAAAGAGAGUUUGUAUCAAGUAUUUGAAUCUCAAGAAACGUAAAGACGUGGAAGAAAUUUUAUUAAGAGGUUCGAUCGAGACCUUACAGGAUGCGCUGCAAAAGGCACGUAACUUAAAUGUCUCCAGCAAGCCCGAGAUACGCCUUUCUUUAGGCAAAGAUGCUCAAUUGGCCAUGGAGAUACGACGAAGCGAUCGCUUGGUAUACGAGAAUGCACUUUUAAGAGCGCAUUUGCAAGAGGCAAGACGUGCAUGCAAAAGCAGUAGAAGUAGUAGCGUCAUAUCUUUACAGAAGGAUUCAUUCAAAAUAAAGUAGUUUAGCUUAAACUUUUCCUUAUAUACGAUACUUGUUAGGU